AUGAUUGAAAACGUUCAUUCUCUCGGUUGGCUACUCAAACACAACACUCCAUUACUGAGUAAAAUUUUACUAUUUUGCGACUGCAAGACAGUGCUCCACUCAAUUCCGUACGUUUGUAAGAGUUGGGCCAAUUUAAUGUAUAAUUGUUUUCCAUCGGUUGUGGAUUCAAUGCACUUGGAUUCCGUAGUGGAAAAUUCCAUCAUGAUGAUGAUGACGGAUGAAAGUCUUAGUGCCAGUAAUCAUCACCAUCAAAAGAAUUCUACUACUGAUGAUGACGAUGAAGAAAUUAAAAACAUUUGGGAACUCCUCUUCUAUAGAGAUUGUACAACUUGUAGAGGAAAACAGAAUAGUUUUUGUUCCUUGUUGGAGAAAAUUGAAUUUAAUCAAGUUUUUAUUCCCGAUGAUUAUGCUGAUGGACAUAGGGAGAGGAAGUGUUUUGAAAAUUUGUAUAAACACUUGAUGAGGGAUUGGGUUCUCGAGAAUGCCAUUAAGCCAAACGAUGCACUCAGAUCAGUAGCUGCCAAUUAUUCGGAAAUUAUUUCAAUGAAGGAUAGAGUUUCUCUCUUCCGAGAAUUUAUUGCAGAACAAGAGGAAUAUGCAACAUUGGAUAAACAUCUCAAAAUUAAUGAAGGAGACAUUGAAAAUCUCACAAGGGAUCUAUCUCUUAUAGAAGAUACUUUUAAAUUUACCAAGUUUGUCCAAUGUAUUGAAGUUGAGGAUGAAGACGAGACCAUUGUAGAGGAUGUUAUUGAGAGGAGGAGUAUGCAAGUUGAAGGAAGCUUUUUAAACUGGAAUGGAGAUAUUGUACACAUGACUUUCGUAUUGGAUUUUCCAUAUAGUGAAUUUAAUCCAGAGGCAGAUGUGGACAUGGAUGUAUUUUUCAAUCUUGGUGACAUGAUAUCAUUGGCAGCAGGAGAAGUUAAUUUACCAGAUUUAAAUGUAAUUCUAGGAAAGGACAUUGGAGCUGCCUAUCCAUGGAUUUUGGACACUAGUGGUUGUAAAGUUGAGAGCGAGGAAGACAUGUUGCAUGUCUUGUUGAAUAACUAUUUAAUUACCAUUCUAAUUGGCGCCAUUUCAAUGCAAGUCAUACCAAUUAAGGAGUAUAAUGAUUUAACAUUUUCAAGAACUGAUGACUUGCUAUACUUUUUAAAGUUUGGCACAAUAGACAUUAUGAGUGAUUGUAUACCUGAAGUGAAACCUCAAGUUGGCACUAAUGAUUUGAUGGAUGAUUCCUUGAAUGAUUAG
This is a messenger RNA of Naegleria gruberi, 1245 nucleotides long. RefSeq lists its product as uncharacterized. The record is from RefSeq and is a predicted model, not a curated record. NCBI's taxonomy places the organism in Eukaryota, Heterolobosea, Eutetramitea, Acrasida, Naegleriidae. The transcript has a single exon. Bases 1 to 1245 code for a protein of 414 amino acids.